Molecule: messenger RNA, 6537 nt
Organism: Biomphalaria glabrata
Lineage: Eukaryota; Metazoa; Mollusca; Gastropoda; Planorbidae
Exons: 2
Coding region: 1915-5016 (1033 amino acids)
Biological process (GO): DNA integration
Molecular function (GO): nucleic acid binding
Source: RefSeq, a predicted model, not a curated record
AUCUUAUGUGUGUAUAUUAUAGUAUAUCAUAGUAAUAAUAAUAAUAGUAUUAGUUGAUUUAGCUUAACACAGUAAGGCACUUAGACCAUGGAAACCAGGUUAACGGUAACGUCACAAUUUAUUAGUGAUGGCCGUGCUAUGGGGUAUGAAGGGGAAAGGCUAGAGAAAUAUGUGAAGGAACGGAAAGCUGAAUAUGAUAGAGAUAAGGAAGUCGCGAAGGCAGAGGAAGAGGCUAGGUUUGAGCGGCAGGAGAAGUUGAAGAAAGAGGCGAAGGCAGAAGAAGAGGCUAGGUUUGAGCGGCAGGAGAAGUUGAAGAAAGAGGCGAAGGCAGAAGAAGAGGCUAGAAAGAAAGAGGCGAAGGCAGAAGAAGAGGCUAGGUUUGAGCGGCAGGAGAAGUUGAAGAAAGAGGCGAAGGCAGAAGAAGAGGCUAGAAAGAAAGAGGCGAAGGCAGAAGAAGAGGCUAGAAAGAAAGAGGCGAAGGCAGAAGAAGAGGCUAGGAAGAAAGAGGAAGAAGAGAGAUUUGAACGUGAUGAGAAGGCCAAACGCGAGGAGCACGAAAGAUGGAAGGAAAGAGAUGCCAAGGAGUCAAUCAAGAGGAAAGAGGAGUUGGAACUGGCUAGGCUUAAAGAAAAGUCUGCGCCAGAGGCAGGCGGGGCGGCAGGACAGUCAGGGGAUGUGCGAUACAAGAAUGUCUUAGACAGGCUUGACAAGAGUUUCCAGGGAAUGAAAGAUGACGACGACCUCCUAGCUUACCUAACACACUUUGAGGCCGUUGCAGCAAGGUGCAAAAUAGAGAGAAAAGAGUGGUCCUUGCUGUUGUCAUAUAAACUGACCACCGCACUCAGAAACUUCAUGCUAAGGGACAGUCUGUUCCUUAGCGAGAAUUAUGAAGAAGUCAAGACUGCACUUCUUCGCCAUGCAGAUAUCAACGCGGAAACCUGCCGCAAAAGAUUCCAUCUCGUGAGACCAAGUCAAAACGACUUUAGGAGAUAUGUAACAGAAUUGAGAACAGCAUUAGACAAUUGGUGCAAGAUGGCCGAAGUCGGUAAAACAGUGGAGGAGUUAAAAGACCUGUUGAUCAAAGAUAGGAUCUUAGAAAGUGUUUCGAGUGACGUAUACAGGCAACUAGUUUUGAGCAAGCACAGAACAGUAGAUAAUAUGCUAGAAGUUAUAGAAGGAUUUAAGGUAGCUGGUUCUGAUGUGUCCAUUUGUAAGGAAGAAAGUGUAUAUGUUGCAGCAGCAUGCAGUGAGUCGGGGUCAGAUGUGUCUAUUUGUAAGGAAGAAAGUGCGCAUGUUGCGGCAGCGUGUCGUGAGCCUGUGAGAAAUAGAAGUCCAGGGAUUGAGAGUAACUUAAUUAUUUGUUUUAAGUGCAAGAGGGGAGGCCACAAAGCGUCAGAAUGCCCUCAACGUCCGCAACUUAACUCUAGUCCUGCUUCUGAUGUUAGAUAUAGGAACGCACCCACAAUCUCCACUAACACACAAAGGCCCAGUAGAAAUGCAUCACAAGGUCGCUACCAAAGGCAGUUUGAUGGUAACGGUCGAAGAAUCCGCGGCAAUAGUGUGGGGAGACAAAGUUAUGCUACAUACGAGAAUUCUUACAAUAACAGGCACAGUAGAACGGGUGGUACUGGGGCAUACCAAAACAGAGAUCAAGGCCCAGGAGGUUCUUAUAGAUGACUGAGUGGUCCUCACAAUAUUCAAAAUUGUGGAAAUUGUACUUUAGGGAAAGGAGAUGAGUAUUUUUCCCCCUGUAAGAGAAAAACUUUUUCAUAUGUGGAUAAGACAUUACGUGAUAAGUCUGUGGGUAAGCUGAAGUUUGAAAAGGGGAGAGUAAAUGGGAUAAGUGUGUCUGUUUUGAAAGAUUCUGGUUCGAGUGUUAUAGGAAUUAGAAGCUCAUUAGUUGGUGAGAAAGACAUGAUUCCUGGUACUUAUAAAUUAAAACUUGUUGAUGGGACAGUGAAGGAUUAUCCAUUGGCAUGUGUGAGUAUUGAGUCGGAUUACAUUGUCGGUAAAUAUGUCGUAGCUUGCUUUAAAGAUCCGGUUGCAGAUUUAAUUCUUGGGAAUGUUGACAGUAAUGUGAGUCGUGAGUUUAAUUGCUCAGCAGUAACUAGGUCAAUGACAAAUAAGGAAAUUGAGGGCGGCACUGUAAGUGAUUGUGGAGUAUUGGAAGAAUGUCGAGAUGUGUUAGGUACAAGCGAAGAAUUUUUAUGUGAACAGUUGAGUGAUCCGUCUUUAAAAGAUCUAUGGGAGCGACAUGUGGACAGUUGUGUAGAUAAUAAAAAGAAUGGAAGUGUGGAAUAUAAAGUGUUUGAUAGACUAUUGUACAGAGUGUUUAGGGGAAAGUUUGGUGAGGAAGAAAGACAGUUAGUUGUACCUUCAGCUAAGAGAGAAAUUGUGUUGAAAACCGCUCAUGAGAGUAUGUUGGCAGGACAUUUGUCAUUAAGAAAGACUAAAAGUAAAAUCUACAAAUAUUUUUUCUGGCAAGGUUUAGAUAGAGACAUAAAAGAGUUUGUGAGGUCGUGUGAUAUUUGUCAGAAAGCUAGGAUGCCACGUCGUUGUGACAGAGUGGAGCUAGGCCAAAUGAAUGUUAUUACCACUCCGUUUUAUAAAGUUGCAACAGAUAUUAUUGGCCCAUUGGAGUUAACUGACAAUAAGAAUAGGUAUAUUUUGACAGUAGUAGAUGUUGCUACGAGAUGGCCAGAAGCGAUACCACUGAGAAAUAUAAACACAGAAACAGUUAUCGAAGCACUAACUAGUAUUUUUUGUAGAAUUGGGCUACCGACUGAAAUUUUAAGUGAUCAAGGCCCACAGUUUACUUCGGAAUUGUACAAUCAGGUCUGUAAUUUUUUCUCUGUCAAACCAGUGCAUUCUACCAUUUACCACCCGAGCUCUAAUGGGAUGGUUGAACGACUUAAUUCUUCUUUAAAAUCCUUUCUAAGGAAAGUGUGUCAGGAUAGCCCUUGUGAUUGGGACCGGAAAGUCAACGCAGCUCUGUUCGCCUACCGAGAGGUUCCUAACGAAACAACGGGAAUGUCACCAUUUGAGCUUGUCUACGGAAGACAAAUGAGGGGCCCUUUGGCUAUCUUAAAGCAAGUGUUCGUAAAUAACGAAGAGGAAAAUGGGUACAAGAAUGUAUUCAGUUAUUUACUGGAUUUGAAGACAAGAUUAUCUGAGGUGACUGCUAUUGCUAAUUUCAACAGUAAGGCAAACAGAAAUAAAUACAAGAAACAAUAUGACAAAUACUCAUCGAGGCGUGAUAUAAAUGUGGGUGACUGUGUUUUAGUCCUCAAACCACACAGAGACAGUAAGCUGUCCGUGUUUUGGCAGGGCCCGUAUAAGGUUCUAAACAAGAUUUCCCAAUUUAAUUAUGUUAUCCAGAAAGAAAAUAUGACAAAGAUAUAUCAUAUAAACAGACUUAUGAAAUACCAUUGUAGGGUAAAGAAGGGAGAUAACCUAAUUGUUGCAGAUGAAAAUAGAAAUGAACUUUUGUCAGCUAAUAUGGUUUCAGUUGUAGGGGAGGAAGACGUUGCUGAGCAGGAUGAAUAUAAUGAUGAUAUGCUACCUAACAUUCCAACGCUAGAAAUUACGCAGAAAGAGAAGAUUCACGAGGAUGUCUUCACACAGGUCAAAAUUAACCCCAAUUUGAACCAUAUGCAAAAGAUGCAAGUAAAUGAAAUUUUAACAGAGUAUAGAGACAUUAUAUCCAAUGUUCCUGGCAGGGCCACAGUCGAAAAGUUUAAAAUUAAAUUGAUUGAUAAGAAGCCUAUAGCUCUGAAACCAUAUGCAGUGCCCAUUCAUAUGAAAGAGAAAGUGAAGCAAGAAAUCGACAACAUGUUAGAAUUGGGAAUUAUAGGGCCGACGGACUCCCCGUAUGCAGCGCCAGUUGUUAUAAUUAAGAAGAAAGAUGGCACACUCCGCCCUUGUAUAGAUUUUAGAAAAUUAAAUAAUAUUACUGAAAUACCUGCUGAGGUAAUUCCUGAACAAGAAGAUUUGUUUAACAUGUUGUAUAAAGCCAAGUACUUUACAUUGGUGGACCUAACAAAGGGUUACUGGCAAAUUCCGAUCAGUGAAACGAGCAAACCUUUUACAGCGUUUAGAGUUCUUGGGGAGCAUUAUAUGUUCCACUACUUACCCUUUGGGUUGAGCGGUGCUCCAAGUCAUUUUAAUAAGGUUGUUAAGAGUAUGCUAAGGGGAGUAGAAAAUGUAUUGUUCUACUUCGAUGACAUUUGUAUUUUCAGUGAAGACUGGGAAUCACACUCGAAAAGUGUCAGAAAUGUUUUUUGCGCUCUAAGAGAGAACGGCUUUACACUAAAACCAGAUAAACUUGAGGUGGGCUACACUAGUGUUAAAUUUCUGGGUCAUAAUGUGGGACAGGGAGUUAUCAAACCUGAUCCUAGCAAUGUAAAAAAGAUCAUGGAAUUUAAAACACCCACUACAAAGAAAGAAAUACGUAGUUUGAUUGGUCUGAUAAAUUAUUACAGCAAAUUUAUUCCGAGCUACGCGGAUUUAGUAUUCCCCUUUACAGAGUUACUACGUCGGGGCAAGUCUAUAAGAGUGGACUGGAACUAUGAGUGUGCGGAGGCAUUGAAUAGAGUGCAGACUUGUUUGAGUAAGUAUCCUAUUCUUCGUUUACCUGACCCUUCUCUAUCUUUUUUUCUUCAGACCGAUGCUUCAGAUAAAGGAAUUUCUGGUAUUCUCUGUCAGUGUAUCAAAGGUGUGUUACAUCCCAUAAAGUACGUAAGCCGUAAGUUGUUGCCUCGGGAGCAGAAGUACUCUAUUAUUGAACGGGAAGGAUUAGCCAUAGUAUAUUCUGUUAAGAAACUGGACAGGUAUUUAGCAGGUAAAACAUUUCACCUGCUGACUGAUCACAAGGCCUUAUCGUAUCUCAGGAGCACAAACUUUACAAAUGCACGUAUCACAAGAUGGGCAUUGAUGCUACAAGACUACUCCUUUGACGUUGCCCACGUAAAGGGAGAGCACAAUCUGCUGGCUGAUCUUUGUUCAAGAUUGAUAUAGACUUCCAUCCGCCAUUUAUAUUAUGUCUCUAUGUGUUAUAACAUUUGAACUUGUGUUUUAUAUUAUGCAAAUGAUACUAAUUUCAAGAAUAUAAUGUGUAUUUAUCUACCAUGAAUAUAAGUUGGUAUAUUAUAUUAAUGUUGUAUUUGUAAAUAUGAUUUUGUAAUAUAACUUGGUUCUUGGCCCAAGUUGAUAUGGAUCACCUUAAAAGUCAAGGUAACCAACUUUUCUUUGUAAUUGGAUUUUCAUCUUGACGUGUAUUGUGUCUCCUUGUUUCAUUAAUUGGUGACUCCCCAUCAUUUUUUUUCUUCCAUUAUUACAUUUUGAAAUGUGACAUAGAUGCACUUAUGAUCAUUUUGUUCUUCCUUGUUCUUUCUACAAAGUUUUGUCUUCGAAAGGAUUUUUGAUGACUGGAAUUUCUUUCAAAAUUUCCAGUUCGUCGAGGAGGGGGGAUGUCGCGUAGUAUAGACAAGUGUCUAUUUCUUUCUCCUAACUCUGUUUUUUUUUAUUUCCUCUACUGGUAGUACGUGUACGGGGCGAGAGUGUCUUGUAUUUUUUUGUUUUGAAUUGUUUUGCUACGUCACAAAGUCCGGUGACAUCUAUCGGUCAUUCUUUGUCAUGAGGCAGUUCACCCUCUAGUUUGGUUGUAGCGGACGGUGUGUUGGCUCGUAAAACGUUAUUUGUCUGUACCUGUUUCUCGGACUUAUUUUUCAGUUGGAUUUUUGGGACCCCUGUUUAGGGUGAGUUAUUCGUUUGUGAUAUCUAUUAUUGUAUGUUGUAUGAGGUUGUCACUAUUUCUAUUUUUAGUGUAGAAGUUGAGAGUAUUGUGUUUAUUUCGUUUAUAGGGUGCCAGUGUUGGAGUUGUGGGCGUCGCUUGCCGUCUCAGAAAUACAUAUUGCAGUUUUUUUCAUUGUCAUUGUCAAACUUUACUAUUACCAAGGUUGGCAGUGUUGUGACGCCAGUCGGUCAGAGUCUGGUGGACCAUAAAGCCAGGGUGACAAGUUAAUAGCCGUAGCAAAGGUGCUUAAAUUAAUUAUUGUAUAAUAUCUUUAUAUAUACCUAUUAUAUAUAUAUAUAUAUAUAUAUAUAUAUCUAAUAUAUAUACUGUCUAUUUGUCAUCCUCAUUGUACAUACACAUAUAUGUUUCAUACAAUUAAAUUCAUUUAUUUUUUUGUUGUUAUUUAAACUAUUCACCUAGUUGUUUACUGUAUGUACGACUGUGUGUGAGUGAUGUUCUUGUCAGGUUGAACCCCGGGACCUUAACAGUAUACAGCUAGUUAAAAACGCAAAUAAAUCCUAAACCUGACAUUGAACUUAUUUUGACCUAACCCUUUCUUGAAAGAAGUAGAAUGAGGUCACAGUAUCAAUUCAUGACAAUUUGAAUGCUUUAGUGCUGUUUAACAGUUUGAAUGUUUGACUACCAUUAGAAAGAUUGAAUUUUUUUAAUGCUAUUAUAAAGUUUGAAUGCUUCACAGCUAUUAUAAAUUUGAACGUUUUAAUGCCAUUAUAAAGUUUAAAUGU